Molecule: messenger RNA, 1598 nt
Organism: Solanum verrucosum
Lineage: Eukaryota; Viridiplantae; Streptophyta; Magnoliopsida; Solanales; Solanaceae
Product: receptor kinase-like protein Xa21
Exons: 2
Coding region: 1-1572 (523 amino acids)
Biological process (GO): protein phosphorylation
Molecular function (GO): protein binding; protein kinase activity; ATP binding
Source: RefSeq, a predicted model, not a curated record
AUGCUACAACACCUUUUUUUGGGUUCUAAUAAAUUUUCAUCAAAAUUUCCUUUGAGCCUUUGGAAGAUGAGUGGUCUUCUCUAUCUAAGUGUGUCACAAAAUUCAAUAGAGGGAGAACUUCCAUCAGAUAUUGGAGGACUGAAAGCCAUUAUCAAACUAUAUCUUUACAGUAACCACCUUUCAGGUGUGAUACCGACCAGAUUGGGGGAACUCCAAAACCUGCAGUCUCUUGACCUAUCGAACAACUCAUUUUUUGGCCAAAUUCCAUUAUCCUUUGCCAACUUGAUAAGCUUGGAAUCCUUGGAUUUGCCUUUAAAUGCCUUGUCCGGUACUAUUCCUAAGUCUUUGGAAAAACUCUCAUACCUUAAAAGAAUUAAUGUUUCAUUUAAUGAUUUAGAAGGUGAAAUACCAAGUGGUGGCGUGUUUGCAAUUUCCACUUUGCAAUCAUUUCUCGGGAACAAAGGUCUUUGCGGAAUGCACAUAUUGGAGAUUCCUGCUUGUGCUAUCACUAAUCCUGGAAAACAAUUGAAGCUUAAGGAGGUUCUGCUAAAAAUUGUUACUCCAGUGAUUAUUGCAUCCUUUCUGAUAUUCUUGUUCGUUUCAAUUUGGAUAAUGAAACGACAGAAGAAAGGGAAGUCCAAAGAUUUAGAGAAGGUACCGGAGAUCGGGACUCGUCAAUUAGUUUCUUAUCACGAGAUUCAACGAUCAACAAAUAAUUUUGAUGAAUCCAAUUUAAUUGGUGAGGGAAGCUCUGGCUCUGUGUACCAAGGCACAUUGUUUGGUGGAACUGCAGUGGCCAUUAAGGUUCUGGAUUUGGAAAAUGAGCAAGUAUGCAAGAGGUUUGAUACCGAAUGCGAAGUGAUGAGAAAUGUUAGACACAGAAAUCUUGUUCCAGUGAUUACUACAUGUUCUAGUGACUAUAUAAGAGCCUUUGUUCUGCAAUUUAUGCCCAAUGGGAGUCUUGAGAAUUGGCUGUACAAAGAAGAUCGCCAUUUGAACCUUCAUCAAAGAGUCACUGUAAUGCUUGAUGUAGCUAUGGCAGUUGAAUAUCUACAUCAUGGUCAUGUAACUCCAAUAGUUCAUUGCGACCUAAAGCCAGCCAACAUACUUUUGGAUGAAGAUAUGGUGGCUCAUGUUGGUGAUUUUGGAAUCUCUAAAAUUUUAGCCAUAAGCCAGUCCAUGGCUUAUACAGAGACAUUGGGCACUCUUGGAUACAUUGCACCAGAAUAUGGCUCGGAGGGAAUAGUGUCUGCUUGUGGUGAUGUUUAUAGUUACGGCAUCAUGUUGAUGGAGGUUUUGACCAAAAGAAGGCCAACGGAUGAAGAGAUAUGCAAUGAAAAUCUUGACUUGAGGAAAUGGAUAACACAAUCAUUUUCAGGGAGUAUGAUGGAUGUUGUGGAUGCCAAUCUUUUUUCCGAGGAAGAACAAAUCACUAGUAAAAGUGAAAUCUGCAUAGCGUCCAUGAUAGAAUUGGGUUUAGACUGCACAAAGGAAAUGCCAGAGUCAAGAAUAAGCAUGAAAGAAGUAGUGAAGAGGCUUAACAAAAUCAACAACAUAUUUCUGGAGACAUAGAAGUGAUCAUAAUCUGUUCAGAUGGU